AUCUCUUUUGUGUUAGUAAUACAUCUUUGAAGUGAAUAAACAUGACUAACGAGAAAACGGGUCCAAAUAGAGCCCAAAACAAAGCUCAUGCCAUUCACACCAAGAUUAAGCUGAUGACAAUGAUUGAGAGAAUGGCUGAGAAAAGAGUGGGAUUUUCGUGUUGGAAGUUAUUUACCAUUAAUUACUUCCGAUGUUAUGAAAUCAUUUCUCUGCUUUCGGUGCUUUUCCUCAAAAUCAUUGAAUUGUCCCGAAAUAAGGGAUAA
Messenger RNA from Oppiella nova, 263 nucleotides. The record is from the annotation of a GenBank genome assembly. NCBI's taxonomy places the organism in Eukaryota, Metazoa, Arthropoda, Arachnida, Sarcoptiformes, Oppiidae.